Molecule: messenger RNA, 552 nt
Organism: Chrysemys picta bellii (western painted turtle)
Lineage: Eukaryota; Metazoa; Chordata; Testudines; Emydidae
Source: RefSeq, a predicted model, not a curated record
GCUAAAAAAGUCCACUUUCAGGACUAUAACCACACUGUGAUUGAUGAAAUAACCUUGCCUAAUGUAGUGGCUAACUGUACUGAUGGUGGUGGUGAUGGCAGAAUUAGUGAACCUCCUUCAAAGAAGCACAAGAAAGCAGACUUCAUACCAGCUCUAAUGUCUAAGUGGAGAUUUUUUUCCGGAGAAUGGGCUGAGUUUAGCCAACUCCUGUUAAGUGGCAACAAACCCUUUUCAAGGUAUGACCUUAUUCUCACAUCCGAGACCAUCUACAAUCCUGACUACUACAGUGCUUUGCAUGAUACGAUUUCUAAACUGUUGGAUAAAAAUGGCCGCGUGUAUUUGGCUAGCAAAGCACAUUAUUUUGGGGUGGGAGGUGGAGUGCAUAUCUUUGAGAAAUUCAUUGAAGAGAGGAAUGUGUUCAGGACUAGAACUGUCAAAGUUAUCGAUGAAGGACUGACGCGGUACAUUAUUGAAAUGGCCUUUAAGAUUUCCAGUUAAUCCAUUAAUUCCCCAUUGUGCCUGUUAAAUAUCUUAAUAAAGAAGUGAUUUAUA